Messenger RNA from Leucoraja erinaceus (little skate), 947 nucleotides. RefSeq names its product NADH:ubiquinone oxidoreductase subunit C1 (gene ndufc1). Bases 109 to 318 code for a protein of 69 amino acids. The transcript has 4 exons. Gene Ontology annotation, cellular component: mitochondrion. The record is from RefSeq and is a predicted model, not a curated record. Lineage: Eukaryota; Metazoa; Chordata; Chondrichthyes; Rajiformes; Rajidae.
UGAAGAGAGCAGGGGCCGGAUCUUGAGGCGGCUGAGUGACGGGCGGAGGCGCCGCCUACCGGACCGCCCGGCUUGGAGCAGGUUGUGAGCGGCGGCCGAGACCAGAGGAUGUGGGCCCCACGCGCUCUGCUCGGCUCCCCCGCGCUCGGCACAGUACUGACUCGAUCUGUUUUCACUGCAAGGAAACCUGACUACACAAAUCCAAACUGGAUACGAGUUGGCUUAGCCUUUGGAAGCACAAUAGCACUCUGGACUCUGCUCUUCAAGCAACAUGAUCAGGAUGUUCAAGCAUACAAAACACACCAUGACAUCAAAUAACUGUCUGCCAUUGUACAAUGACUUAUUAAAUCCUGAACGCAUUGGAUUUGUUGUUUAGUACCUUGACUUCAGCACCUUGAGAAGGGGAUCAUGAUUUAGUCUGGACGACAACUGACUGGACAUACAAGAAUUUAACCUAAUCCUAUCUUUGUGUGUUUCACAUUUACUAACUUCACAUUACUGCUCAUUGUUUUAGUUUGAUAAUUCAUCUAUGCUGAAAGGUUUUCAUGUCUUUGAUUUACAAUGAGAAAUGAAAUGGAGAUUUAAAUAAAAAAACACAAUAGUAAUGUUAUGUGGGCCAUGGCCACCUGUAAUAGAUCACUAAAUGGUCAUAUCAGGUCUUUGAUAUAAUUUUCCUUUUUAAAGUUGAAGGCAUAAACUUUUUUCUUUCAGGAAAUAAUUAAUUGAAGAAGUGCAUGAGUGGUGCAAAAUUAAUCGGCAGAAAACCGACACCAACUAUUCAAACGUAACAAUCCGAAUGAUGAUUCAUUCUGUAUUAAGUAGAAAUUGUCUGUUUACUUCUGGUGUUCCUCACACAUUAUUAACAUUAGAAUAACUUAUGAAAAAUGAGGUUGCAGCCCUGUGUUGUAAAAUGUGCCUGUGAUAAUUAAAUGCAAUAGAAGAUCAAA